GACAGGCUCACGAUGACGGCAUUCUUCAAACCGUACUUACAAGACGAAAAGCAAGCACUAUUCUCCAGUAGUUCUCAAAACUCGUCUAGUUGAUGUCGGUGACAUGACUAUCAUGGAUGAAACCGCUGAUCUUCUUAAUGGGCUCACUAUCGAAGAAGAGCCUGAGGAUGACAUCGAUAAUGCGUCGCUUGUUCAUGAAAGUAUGGACUUAGAUGAACAAGACUCGCUGGCCACGCCGAUGAACAGUCCUCAGAGACAGACGCACAAUCGCUACAAUUCCGCGCAAACACCACUGCCAGAACAGACUCCUACUCCUCAUAUUCAGCGCACCCCUCUUGCUGAUAUCUCUAUGGAUGCCACACCCGUUCCGCGCAAAGUAGUAAAGCUCGCCCUAACUUCCCCCGAAGCUCCAAAUUCUGGCGUGGAACGUUACUCCUCACCAGUGACAGCGGUCCGCGCAAGUCACGCUACCUUGGCACCGACUGGCUCACCACUAGCUUCUGUGAUCAAUGCAAUCAACUUCACAGAUCAAAAUGUGCCAUCGGUAGGGCGCAUUCCUGAACAUGCCACUCCUACCAUCGUCGUAUCGAGAGAAGGAAACUUAGGUUCAUCUACGGCACAACUGUCACCGUCACCGUCGACUGCUCUCCUCACGCACACACACCUCUCAGAAUUAACGCUGACUUCAUCUGACGCGCCAUUGUCGCCUCCUUCCAAAGAUCAGACCCAGUCAUCUCCUUCGCACGACACAUUAACUGUCCCACCCGCACGUCCCCGUUUACGUGCUCGAGCAAGCACAACAUCUUCGCCAUCAUUUAAUCCGCGCAGAAACUCUGUGGAUCUUCACUCUUCGUUCAACCUCCAACUAAAUUGCCCUGACGCGUCUUUCGAUCUUCUAAAUGACAGGAUCUCAUUCUUCGGCGGUGAUGCUUUUGCGAUUGACACCGAUGAUUUCGACAUGCAAGCCGAGGAAGAGAUAAUGGAGGCCCUCGCCAAACGAAUCAGGGAGAAGAACGCAGUGACUACGCUUGCAGACGUUGCUGGCUCUCCAGCAGCCACAAUCUGGGUCUAGUCCAACACCACAACCAUCACCUCCGGUUGUUGUUGCGAAUGGUG
Suillus subalutaceus is the source of this 1116-nucleotide messenger RNA. RefSeq lists its product as uncharacterized. Bases 104 to 1072 code for a protein of 322 amino acids. The record is from RefSeq and is a predicted model, not a curated record. NCBI's taxonomy places the organism in Eukaryota, Fungi, Basidiomycota, Agaricomycetes, Boletales, Suillaceae. The transcript is spliced from 2 exons.